AUGGACCAAGGUCGAAUUCGUACGUUCGUGUACUACGAGCUGCUGCGGGGCAACGACACGGGCACCGCGAUCGCCAACACCUGCAGAGCGUGCAAGGAGGACGCAGUGCUCCCGCUGAAGGUCAUGCUCUACUGCUGGUGGGCCGCCAAGAACUGCUGUACUCCGAGCUGUUCCCGCAAGACACGACGGUCACCGCUUCCAUCUACACCGAUCAGCUCGAGAAACUAGCCGCCGCCAUCCGAGAAAAGCGUCCCCGACGUGCCUCGGUCCACCUUCUGCACGACAACGCGCGCCCCCAGGUGGCGAAGGAGACCCAGCAGAAGUUAGCGACGCUCGGCUGAGAGACGGUUGCCUAUCCGCCGUAUUCCUCGGACCUCGCUCCCUCCGAUUACCACUUGCUCCGCCCGCUCAAGCACCGUUUGGCCGGAAGAAAAUUCGCCAACUACGACAACCUCAAAACCGACUUUGCGGACUUCUUCGAAGCGCAGCCCCCGGAGUUCUGGGCGAAAGGUAUCGGCGACCUGCCCAAUCGAUGGACCACUGUCGUGAAUAACUGUGGGGAUUAUAUUGUUGAAUAG
Caenorhabditis auriculariae is the source of this 578-nucleotide messenger RNA. Lineage: Eukaryota; Metazoa; Nematoda; Chromadorea; Rhabditida; Rhabditidae. The record is from the annotation of a GenBank genome assembly.